This is a messenger RNA of Microtus oregoni (creeping vole), 2026 nucleotides long. It is a transcript of the gene Ccnc, whose product is annotated as cyclin C. The record is from RefSeq and is a predicted model, not a curated record. Gene Ontology annotation, molecular function: cyclin-dependent protein serine/threonine kinase regulator activity. Gene Ontology annotation, cellular component: mediator complex; nucleus. The transcript has 13 exons. NCBI's taxonomy places the organism in Eukaryota, Metazoa, Chordata, Mammalia, Rodentia, Cricetidae. Gene Ontology annotation, biological process: positive regulation of transcription by RNA polymerase II. Bases 207 to 1055 code for a protein of 282 amino acids.
UGUCAGCAGGAACCGGUGUUCGCUGCUCAGUGUUGUCGGCCGGCGUCUAGGCGACGAGGGUGCUGGUCUCUUCCUCUGGCUGCGGCCGCUGUGGAGCUCAGCCCGACCAGUCUGGUUGAGGUGCAGGGUCGCCUGGACUGGGUCUAUGGUCGCUCCGUGGGCCGCUCUGCCGGCUGGUGCUUUUGUAGUAGGGCAAGCAGAAGUCCAUGGCAGGGAACUUCUGGCAGAGCUCCCACUAUUUGCAGUGGAUUUUGGAUAAACAAGAUCUGUUGAAAGAGCGCCAGAAGGACUUAAAGUUUCUCUCAGAAGAAGAGUAUUGGAAGUUACAAAUAUUUUUUACAAAUGUUAUCCAAGCUUUAGGUGAACAUCUUAAAUUAAGACAACAGGUCAUUGCUACUGCUACAGUCUAUUUCAAGAGAUUCUAUGCCAGGUAUUCCCUGAAAAGUAUAGAUCCUGUAUUAAUGGCUCCUACGUGUGUGUUUCUGGCAUCCAAAGUAGAGGAAUUUGGUGUAGUCUCAAAUACAAGAUUGAUCGCUGCUACUACUUCUGUAUUAAAAACUAGAUUUUCAUAUGCCUUUCCAAAGGAAUUUCCUUACAGGAUGAAUCAUAUACUAGAAUGUGAAUUUUACCUUUUAGAAUUAAUGGAUUGUUGCUUGAUAGUGUAUCAUCCUUAUAGACCUUUGCUCCAGUAUGUGCAGGACAUGGGCCAAGAAGACGUGUUGCUUCCCCUUGCAUGGAGGAUAGUGAAUGAUACCUACAGGACGGAUCUUUGUCUGCUGUAUCCUCCUUUCAUGAUAGCUUUAGCUUGCCUACAUGUAGCCUGUGUUGUACAGCAGAAAGAUGCUAGGCAGUGGUUUGCGGAACUCUCUGUGGAUAUGGAGAAGAUUUUGGAAAUAAUCAGGGUUAUUUUAAAACUAUAUGAGCAGUGGAAGAAUUUUGAUGAGAGAAAAGAGAUGGCGACUAUUCUUAGUAAGAUGCCAAAACCAAAACCACCUCCAAACAGAAGUUCCCUGAGUGAUUCUCCACUAAUGGCAGGGCCUGAAGCUGCAAGAUGAUGGUGGACAAGAUAAGGCAAUCUCCUAUUGUCACAGUUCCUGCGAAGGAGAGCAGGGUCCAAAUGGAAGUCAGAACUCUAGCUACAGCCAAUCUUAGAACACCCGGAGGAAUCCUGUAGUGGACCACUUGGAAGUAAAGCAUGCAACAGUUUGAGUAAGGUCUUCACUGGAAAUCAGAUGCAAGCUAUUGGGAAUUCACUUAAUUUUCACAAAAUAAGUUUUUCUUACUUAAUUUGAUUCUAGUGUAUAAUUUAUUAAAUCUUAAUUACAAAAUUUUGUAAAGCUCUAAGGGGACCUAUUUAUACAUACACAGACAUUUCAAAGUUAACUUGUCUCACACAAAUAUAAUAGCUUUUUCUUUUAAUUAAGGCAGGAAACCUAACAUGAAAUGUCAUUUGUUUAAAUUUUUCUUUAGACAUCGAGGGACCAAAAAAAAAAAAAAAGGACUUGUAAACUCAAUAAGAACUCCCUACCCUCCCCAGUUAAAUUUUAAAACGUUUUUUGUUUGGUUGGGUUUUUUUUGAGACAGGGUUUCUCUGUAGCUUUGGAGCCUGUCCUGGAACUAAGUAGACCAGGCUGACCUUGAACUCAGGGAGAUCCACCAGUCCACGUCUCUGUCUCUGCCUCCCUAGUGCUGGGAUUAAAGGCAUGCACCACUACUGCCCAGCAAAUUUUAAAGGUUUUUUUAAGAAAUUAAAUCUUAGGAAAACCUGGGAUGUUUUGAGAAUUAUAUUUAUAAUUUGGGGGAGAUUAAUCGAGAACUUAACUGAUUUUUAAGAUGUAUUUUAUUCAGUACUUUUUAUAUCAUCACAGAAGAUACUAGCCCAGCCUGUUAGAAAAGUGCAAUAUGUAUGGUCUACUUUGACAUUUUGAAGGUUAUAUUGACUUAUUAGCUGUUUUGAAAUGCUUGGAAACCUGAAAGAAAAUUAUUUGCAAUUAAUUCACAGUUAAUAAACAUUUUAAAAGUUUAA